AUGCCGUUUCCAUUUGUGUUGCCCACCACUUCUGCCUUCUCAUUCCCCUCUAGCAUCACCAGCAACUCUCAUCCCUCGCUGCCUCUCCAGGCCAGUACUCGGAGAGGUGUAGUACGCGAUACGCUCAAGAAGUAUAAGCGCGUACCCCCAGCGUCCCAGGCAUCAUCGCUCCCAAAUGUUAUUUCCUCUCUAAGGAGUUAUAUUCCCUACCUCUGUGCCCUCCAUGCUGGCUUAACGCACCAUCCUGUCCACGGUGAGGACGUCUCACUCAUCGUCAACUCACCGCCACAAAUCGAAUGGCGUCCAACGCUUUCCCGUAACACCAUCCCUGGCCGCGAGCCUCCUAGGGUCAAGAUCCAGUCUCUGUCUCAGGAACUCCUCUUCACCCUCGCUACCCUCGCCAAUGCCUAUACUCUCCAAGCCCGUGCUGCCCUCCAUCCUCUGUAUCAAACCACCACUGCCCCGCCGACCCCAGAGCAGCGAACGAAUGCCAUCACAACCGCAACGCGUCAUCUCCUCGACGCAGCCUCCAUCUUUGACUACCUUUCCCAGCAGCAAGGCCUCCAUCAAGCUGAAUCACCGCCUCCAUGUCCGGAGAUCCAUCCCUCUUUUCUUCUAGCCCAGCGAUCGCUUGCCCUCGCUGAAGCAACCCUCCUCGCCGUGGCGAAGGACGACCCCUACCCGGCCGUCGUGGCUCUAGCCCGCAAUCCGCACGACAAGGAGUGGAUGUUUAAAGCACCCGACAUCCCCAAGGUCCGGGUCCAUUUGUUCGCCAGACUGUGUCUUGCAGCAGCAGAGCAUGCUACGCGGGCGAUGGGGUGUAUUGCUUCUAUCAAGGGGACAGUCAGCGAGGAGUUUGUCAAGUAUCUUGAGGACUUGCGGCGCACGAGCCGGGCAAGGGCAUGUCGGUUCUUCGCGAUUGAUGCUGAACUGGCAGGUGAGACGGCGACGGGCAUUGCGUGGUUGAGGGCUGGAUUGGCAGAACUGGGAAUUGAGAGGAAAGGGGAUGAGGCUGGAAAGACUGGGGGACUGGGGCUGAAGGGCCUGAAGAAGGAGUGGAGUGAGAGGAGAGAGGACAAAAAAGUGGAAAGGGGGCUGGAUUGGGGCGCAGAUGCGGGCAGGUUGGAGGAGAGGAGAGUGAUUGAGAUGCUGGAGGGCAAGUGGGUAAAGCAAAAUGAUAUGAUGUUCACAAAACCAAUCCCACCAUUCGGUCCGUUGCUGGCACAAAUGCCCUCUGGCCGUGAAAUUCAUGCCAUCAAGCCAUAUCAGCCACCAAUCCUGAGCCUGGAAGAGCUGGAUGCCAUGCGUGCACUGCCUCAGGAGAGGACGGAUGAAGUCGGUCACGAGGCCAGUUCUGACGAAGGAGCACCAGAGCCGUCGCAAGUCGGCGUCUUCUCAGUGAAACCGGGCGACUAUAGAACUGGCACGCCCAAUUACUUCUGA
This is a messenger RNA of Thermochaetoides thermophila DSM 1495, 1443 nucleotides long. RefSeq lists its product as uncharacterized. The record is from RefSeq and is a predicted model, not a curated record. Gene Ontology annotation, biological process: cellular response to pH. The coding region runs from base 1 to 1443 and encodes 480 amino acids. Lineage: Eukaryota; Fungi; Ascomycota; Sordariomycetes; Sordariales; Chaetomiaceae. The transcript has 2 exons. Gene Ontology annotation, cellular component: plasma membrane.